Messenger RNA from Fusarium odoratissimum NRRL 54006, 2847 nucleotides. RefSeq lists its product as uncharacterized. NCBI's taxonomy places the organism in Eukaryota, Fungi, Ascomycota, Sordariomycetes, Hypocreales, Nectriaceae. Bases 1 to 2847 code for a protein of 948 amino acids. The transcript has 3 exons. The record is from RefSeq and is a predicted model, not a curated record. Gene Ontology annotation, biological process: regulation of DNA-templated transcription. Gene Ontology annotation, molecular function: DNA-binding transcription factor activity, RNA polymerase II-specific; zinc ion binding.
AUGACGCUGUGCAAUCUUUGCAGGACAAUCCCCUUGGAUACACUUCCUACGGUUCCUCAAGACAUUAAAUGUGGAUAUAUGACCGGGUAUCCAUAUAUCCAAUACUUCCGUGACUGGCGUUUGGAGGAUAAAGGUUUCUUGCAUUACCAAAGUCUCGAUGCUUUACAAGGAUCCGCAUCGGAUUUACACUGUGUUCUCUGCAAUCUUAUUCUAGAACAAGUGCUUCGGUGCCAAGCAGAGCUUGAGAAACUCAAGCCGAGCUGGGAACUGUAUGGGGCAUAUAAGUAUGCAUGGCCGCUCUGGGAGUUCUGGCUAGUCAAGCCUGCCUCUGGGAGAGAUGGCUUUUGGGUUAUGACAUUCACGGAUGAACUAGGAUUCAAGGGUGAAGUAAGGAGAGGUGAGGCAAGACUGGUUGCAGCCAUUGGUCUCUGCGUUAAAGAUGCAUCUAAUGGCACUGAUAGCUCUGAAGGAUUAUUCAGUGAGAUACCAACAAGAAAAUACGUUCAGAUUGAUCUAGUGUUUGGGGACCUACAAGGUCAAGUUUUAGCCUUCAGCCUUCCGCUCCGAGAAGAGGCAUUCAGCACCGAGUGUUUGAUGGAAGACAAACAUCCAAGCUUUCCCACCUUUGUGGACUAUAUAACCUUGCCUAAAGAACCGCUCUCAGGACGCGGUUGGACUUUACAGGAGCGCGUUUUGUCUCAUAGAACCCUUCAUUACAGCAAUCAACAAAUGCUAUUCGAAUGCAAUGAAGCAUUUCUCGGGGAGGAUGGCUUGUUCUUGCGAGCUAGAUUCGAAACUGUCCAUCAAAAGAGGAACGAAAGAGAAGCCACAGCAAUUGAUCAGGAAAGCAAGCAUUCUAUCUACAAAGACGCGUUAUUGAAGUCAUGGUAUAGACUGGUUCAGCUAUAUGGAAAACGGCAUCUCUCAAUACCAUCGGACAAACUUCCUGCUAUAUCAGGUCUUGCCAGCAUCUUUGCAGAGCGGCUGGAUGACCAGUACCUGGCUGGCCUUUGGCGAUCGGACCUCGUCGUGGGGUUGUGUUGGCAAGGUCUAAAAUACGGACGCAGACGCGUGAGAGAGUAUAGGGCCCCUUCUUGGUCAUGGGCAUCGGUAGAUGGAGAUGUUUCACCAGGCAUUCCAUAUACGUAUAAGAUAUUGGCGAAGAUAAUGGAUGUCGAAGUUACACUCAAAGGCGCAAAUCCCUAUGGCGAGGUCCUGGAAGGAAAGAUCAAGAUCUGUGCGCCGAUGAAACGUCUAUAUCUGACUCGAAGAGGAUCGACGCAACAGGCUGAAUUUGAACUACGUACGAAAAACGCUCAGACUGGACGUAUAAGUUGCUGCUUUGACUCUAUUGAGUUCACUGAAGACCUUUUCAAGGAAGCAGGGGGGAUACCCGAGAAUAUUCGAGCGAGGGAGCUUUUUGCUUUACUUCUUAUAGAAACACCAGGCUUCAGCGAUGGGCAGUUACCAUUCUGGGGCUUGGUUAUUGAAAGGAUUCAGGAAAAGGAAGAGUAUCAGAGAGUCGGGAACAUUAGGACUUCCAGGAAAGCAUUAAGAGAAGAGCUUAAAGAUGGACUGGGAAAACAUUACUCGUCUAUGAUGGUCCCCCCAAGACUCCGAGGCUGCUGUGAUAGCUGCACCAGAAGCAAGCUCAAGUGCAGCGGCGAAAUGCCUUGUUGUCAACGAUGUCGGAGACGAGGCCUGGACUGCAUUUACAGCAAAGCUCGCCGUGCUGGGCGUCCACGUCUCAAGCCCAAGCCAAGUAAAGCAUCUAUCCUAUCCUCUGUUGAUCAGAAACCACAAACCGAUAUCGCGAGUUACAGCGACCAACCUUUCAACAGUCUUCAAAGUUCAAACGACGACCUCGUUCUGCCAUCACUUCCAGAUCUUGUUUAUUAUUCGCCACACUGUCAGGAUAUCGCAUUAUUGACGCAAGAUCCUUGGACUUCAACGCCAUGUCUCAGCUCAGAUGUCACACAGCCGUCAAGCGUCUGCGGUUUAGAUGACUUGAUGCUGCAGGAUGUUCUGUUGAUUAACGCCGACGGCUUUAGUUCGACGUCACCUAGGAGUUUGCAGCAAGAGUGGAGUCAAGAAAGCGCUUUGCACAGCGAUGGCCUAGGAGAUGCCCGUCCAAAACAUGAUUUAAGCGGCGAGGGGACACUCUGUCAUAGCUCCACGAGCCCACUGGGGCUCUACACUAUCACAGGCCUGGACACAGAUGAUACCAGUAGCCAUCUGACAGAGGUCGAUAUGGAGAUUAACUCCAUCAUGGCCACUAUCGCGGACAUCGCCAAACAACCAAUGGGAUCGCAUCAUCUCCGCGACGAACUAUGCACAACAUGCUGGCCGCAGCUCUUGAGCAAAUCCCAACUGCUCAUGUAUAUCGCUGGGUCAGAGAACUCAUCUCUCUUACGUCUGGAUGCAGUACUACAAGUCUCGUGGACAGUCGAGCAGGUACAGAAACGGAUUUCAGGAUGUCCUACCUGCAUGUCUCGGAGUAUGGAGUUGUCUAGCAUGCUUGCUCUGUUGUAUGACUGGAUCUCAUCUCAGAUUUCAUAUGCUCUUGAGAAUCCUGCGGUUAUCCAGAGUUGUCGUCUGACGAUCGGUAACUCAGUCCUGACAGGGCAAAACGGCAUUAUCGGCACAUACGAACUCGUUAGAUACAGGAUCAUGAGAGCCAUUCAUGUAAUAGAGAGCAUAAAUAACACGAAUGCGACAAUGGGGGAAGGGAAUUCUGGCCAUCUAUACCAAGUGGUCAGACUUAUGCUUGAAGUAGCUAAGAGUCGAUUGGAAGCCAUGUCAGGAAUGAUAGACCUUUUAGAAAGCGAGCAGUUCUGCAGUAUAUAA